CCCAGUGUACAACAAUAUAACCUUUGGUACGACAGCCAAUCGGCCUCUUCUCACGUCAGUCAUGACUACCAGGAGUUUUCUCUCGCAAUAAGCAAUGGAAACAUAUCUGUUUGCGGUCUCCCUGAUUCUGCUCUUCACUGAAGCCCUUGGUGAUGUGUCGACCGGCGGAGGCGCCCCUGGGGACGUGUGCGAGAUGGGCGGGGGCGUGAAGGGGCGCUGCGAGGAGGUGGGGGCGUGCCUGCAGGACGGGGGCGUGGUCCGAAGGGAGGGCGUGGUGACCCUCUGCCAGCAGAAUUCCGGGUCGGUCGUCGUCUGCUGCAGGAAGCCGCACCGAGUUGCCGACGAGCUCUGCCGGGCGUGGGCGGGCUUCUGGCGGAGCGAGGGCGGCCAGUGCAUCCGAGAGAAUCAGCUGAUCAUCGGCGGCAUCACGGGCCAAGCUUCGGGAAUUCCCCACAUUGCCAUUGUGGGUUACCAGCUGCCUGACAACAAAAUCAAGUGGGAGUGUGGAGGAACCCUGGUAUCCCCCCACUACGUGCUCACGGCUGCCCACUGCUACAGGCAAGGCAAGCAGUACUUUGUCAAACUCGGCGAGCACGACCUCAAACACGACAACCCGAACGUGGCCUCGAGGGUGAGAGGCACCUUGCCCUCGUCGCUCCACAAGGUCGAGUCCCUUCGCCAGGAUGAGACGGAGUCGAGUAAAGUCGAGCAGCUCCUGAGGGGCCGCUUCAUCCUGCACCCGGAGUAUCAUCACUUCAAGUACUACGACAUCGCCCUUAUAGCUCUCGAGAAGCCGGCAAUUUUCACCCUUAGCGUGUUGCCGGCCUGCCUGCCUACUGACCCCGAGAAGGACUACGUUGGCGAAAAGGUCACCGUAGCAGGAUGGGGAUACACUGGCGUAGGAGCCCCAGCCAUCACAGACAUCUUGCGGAAGGUGACAGUGCCAGUCAUCGACCUCCUCGAGUGCCAGUACCACACCCCAGACCUGUAUGGCAGAAGCACGCCCCUGGGUCUCAUGGAGGACCAGAUCUGCGCCGGCGCCCCUGGGAAGGACUCGUGCCAGGGCGACAGCGGAGGACCCAUGAUCUACCAAGCUCCCCGUAACGGCGUCUCCUGCGAGCACACCGUCGUGGGCGUGGUGAGCUUCGGCCAAGGGUGUGGGCGUCUCGGCAUCUACACGAGGGUCUCCUCCUAUUUAGACUGGAUCACCGGAUUCAUCGCCCCGAACGCAUGAUAUGUCUAGGAGAACGCAAACAAACGCUUGGAUCUGUAAUCUCACGUCGCUUUAUGAUAAUAUGUAUUUUCCAAUAUCACAUAUUUAGAUUAUAUUACUUGUGAGUUUAAGGGGGCCAUGGACCGCUGUAAAGAUGGUAUAUACUUACGAAAUAUGUAUACUUGUGUAGUUGCAACUGAGAUGCCUUUUAAGGAGAGUUUUGACCAGAUUUGCGCGAUUUUGGACCACUGUGCGUCGUUUAAAUAGAUGCAGACGCAGGGACGUGUACGCUGAGAUGAAAUGAAACCAGGUCGCAACAGAAACGGAAUGAGAAAGUAACGUCUCGAAUUCGUCAAGAGUUCUUCAUAAAAAGUUCAAAUUGAAAUGCAUCUCGUAAUAGCGUAGUCUCUCUCUCUCUCUCUCUCUCUCUCUCUCUCUCUCUCUCUCUCUCUCUCUCUC
Molecule: messenger RNA, 1672 nt
Organism: Penaeus vannamei (Pacific white shrimp)
Lineage: Eukaryota; Metazoa; Arthropoda; Malacostraca; Decapoda; Penaeidae
Product: venom protease
Biological process (GO): proteolysis
Molecular function (GO): serine-type endopeptidase activity
Source: RefSeq, a predicted model, not a curated record